Cannabis sativa is the source of this 771-nucleotide messenger RNA. RefSeq names its product protein NUCLEAR FUSION DEFECTIVE 6, mitochondrial. Gene Ontology annotation, cellular component: mitochondrion. The record is from RefSeq and is a predicted model, not a curated record. The transcript is spliced from 3 exons. The coding region runs from base 87 to 398 and encodes 103 amino acids. Lineage: Eukaryota; Viridiplantae; Streptophyta; Magnoliopsida; Rosales; Cannabaceae.
GCCCAUAAAGAACCCUUUCUCUAGCGAGAGGUCGAUCUCUGCUGCGACCGAGGGAGGGAAGCUUUCGAAAUCGAAGAAAGCAAACAAUGGCGGCUAACUGUGUGAGGCAAACCCUACGAGCAUCGUCGGCUUCUGCAAAAUCCCUUUGGAGUUCUUCUCCUGCAGCUUUCGCUUCAAAAGCUUCUAAGUCCACUGGACUCGGCGCUUCCAAGCCCAACUUAGCUUCUCCUUCACCUUUUCACAAACUCAAUUCCUUAAGGCUUCCGGUGGAGUUAGCUGGCUUGCAGUCUUUGAUGCCCUUGCAUAGUGCUACUGCUGCAGCCUUGUCCACAUCUUUGCUUUCUUUGCACAAUAACAAGUGGGGUUGUCUAUCAGAAGGUUUUGCCACCCCACUAUAACAGGACCGAUGAGCUUGAGUUAUAGGUAUAAACCAGAGACAGUUUUCUGUUUUGUAAUGUUUACAUUUGAGAUUAAUGUAACUCCAGGAAUGAGAUAGAUUGUUACAUUGUUUGUUUCACUGGUUUUGUGACAGAGACCUAUGUUGUCAUUCUUUGAGUAUUUGGGCAAGGGAUCAUCAAUACCAACAAACACUGGAUAAGCUUGUAAUUAGCUUAUUUCAUUAGUAGUACAAAUAAAAUUAUAAAUUGAUCAUUUUUGAACACGUAUAUUUGUCAAUGAAAAACCAAUUAAUAUCUGAUCAUGUAUGCAUAUUCAUCUUAUGAUGAGACUGUUGUAUAUUUUUCAUGGUUGAUAUGUUCUUUUGGACUCAAA